AUGAGUUCAAAAGAAGACGAAGUACAACGUGCCAAAUUAGCAGAACAAGCUGAAAGAUAUGAUGAUAUGGUUAGUGCAAUGAAAAAAUUAGCAGAAUCAAAUAAUGAAUUGACAACUGAAGAAAGAAAUUUAUUAAAUACUGCGUAUAAAAAUGUUAUUGGUGCAAGAAAAUCAGCAUGGCGUACUUUUUCGUCAAUUGAACAAAAGUCUGAAGGUUCAGAGCCAUAUAGACAACAAAUGGCCAUAGAAAAUCGUGAAAAAAUUGAAAAAGAGCUGAAACAUAUUUGUCAAGAAGUUAUUAUAUUAUUGGAUAAAUUCUUAAUCCCAAAAGCUACAUCAAUUGAGUCGAAAGUUUUCUAUUUAAAAAUGAAAGGAGAUUAUUAUCGUUACUUUUCUGAAAUUAUAACUGGUGAUGGAGAUCGACAAAAAGUGAUUGAAGAAUCACAACGAGCAUAUAACGAUGCAUUCGAUAUUGCCAAAAGCCAAAUGCAACCAACACAUCCAAUUCGACUUGGUCUUGCAUUGAAUUUUUCUACAUUUUAUUAUGAAAUAUUAAAUGAUCCUGAUCAUGCUUGUCAUUUAGCUAAACAGGCUUUUGAUGAUGGUAUUGCUGAGCUUGAUACACUAAAUGAAGAUUCAUACAAAGAUAGCACACUCAUGAUGCAAUUCCUGCGAGACAACCUUGCAUUAUGGACCAGUGAUGCUCCAGAUGCUGAUAAACCAAAUCAAUCAGAAGAAGGAAGUAGUAAUGCUGAGAAAUCGUCAGAAAUCAAGGAUCUUGAAAUUGUGGAACCUAUAAAUUCAUGGAAAAAUAGAACAAAACGGUUCGCGGAUUAUGAACCUUGUCUAUCAGAUUUGAUCACAGAUGACCGUGAUGAAUCGUUGGCGUUGAUUGAACGUCAGCGCACAAGUAGGACUACUGUACCACGAGUACCACCACCCGUGCUACCGCACUCGUGUGGUACGAUGCUGUUUGGGUCUCCAACAGUAUCUAAGCAACAAAAUAGUUCAUCAGUUUUAACUACGUCGGUUCAACCUGAAACGAAAUCAUUUGGCUCUGGCUCUGAAUUUACAUUAGUAGACCAAAAAAAAGUGACCUCUGCACAGGCUGCAUAUGCAAGACGUGAUGAAGGAACAUAUAUUAGCAUCGAACCGCAAACAAGCACAAUUACUACACAACAAUAUGAAUCUUCAAAAUGUACGGUUAAUUUGCAAGCUGAUGUUGAUCAAGUUAUCAACAUUAUGGGAGACAAUCUUCAUCAACUAUUGGAACGUGAUGCACACCUUUCAACACUUGAAAUGCGAGCCGAUGCUCUACAAACUGCAGCAUCACAGUUUUCAAUAUGCGCGAGCAGUUUAAAGAAGAAAACACAGUCACAACAGUUAAAAAUUAAGACAUUUGAUCAUUCCGAAAGGGUCUGUGAUUUGAUGUUAGUAGACGUAGUACCAUUGUCACUAGGAGUUGAAGCAGUAGGUGGGAAAAUGGUUGCUCUUCUGCGUCGAAAUACAACGAUACCAACAAAACAAGAAUGUACUUCAUUUACAAAUGCAUAUCCCUAUCAAAAAACGGCUAUUAUAAAAAUUUUCGAAGGAGAACAUCGAGAAACUAAACAUAAUAUAUAUUUGGGUGUACUUUCAUUAGAAAAUUUAUCACAAAAUUUUGCACCUCGAGCAUUGAGAAUAGCAAUAUCAAUGGAUAUUGUUGCAAAUGGCGAUUUAUUCGUUCAAGCAGAAGAAACAUUAUGCGGCACAAAAAAUUCAAUUAAAAUAACGAGUGGUGAAACGGCUGGUGUUACAACUAGUUUCUCAAACUAUAGUAAUAUUAUGUGUGUUAAUAACAUCCCAUUACUUAAUCAAAUGAAAGAAACAUUUAUAUCAACUAGUUUAAUUGAGAAUAUAUUUCAACUACAAAAUCCAGAUGGUUCUUUUUCAUUUUCAACAAAGUUAGGAGAUUAUUUCUCUCUUGACUUUCAAAUAGUUGAAGAACAGCUGAUUGCACAAGGAUUAAACUCAUUAGCUGAAAACAUACGAAAUGAAGUAACCAAAUUAAUUUGUACGGCUUGUAUUUUAUUUUAUUUUUUAUACAAAAGUAAAUUAUCAUUAAAAAUUAAUUUUCCACUUGAUAUUAAUUCAAUAAAAAAUAUCACUGAAAAUGUUAGAAACUUUUUCAAUACAGGAGCGUUAAUCGAACCGGAAAUGCAAUCUUAUGUAAAACGUGGUGAAAUGGCUGUUGAUUAUGUUUUAAAAAUACGUGAUUUACAUGCAUUAUAUUGUACGCAUAUGGAAUUAGGUUCAACAUGGGAAUUAUAUAUUCAGCAAACAUUACUUGGACUUGGUGAUGGUACAGAAACACAAAUCAAUUCACCAAUUGGAUCUAAUAUCGAUUUAAUCACAAUUCUACAAGAAGGAACAACAAAAAGAUCAGUUCACGUAGGAUUUUCUACGAUGGUCAAACGAUCAUUAAAGAAACCUUCAGCGCAGAAUUCAACCGAAUCCACGGAUCCACCGUCACAUUCGAUUUCUACACCAAUAUCAUCAUAUUCAACUAUUUCGAAACAAAGUGCUUCAUCUAUUUCAAUCGGCAAUGAUAAUAACAGUAAUAAAGACGGUGAGAAUGAUAAAGAAACAAAAGAAAUAGACGAAGAGGAUAUUUGA
This is a messenger RNA of Didymodactylos carnosus, 2655 nucleotides long. Lineage: Eukaryota; Metazoa; Rotifera; Eurotatoria; Philodinida; Philodinidae. The record is from the annotation of a GenBank genome assembly.